Messenger RNA from Paracoccidioides brasiliensis Pb18, 1056 nucleotides. RefSeq lists its product as uncharacterized. Gene Ontology annotation, molecular function: protein phosphatase 2A binding. Gene Ontology annotation, biological process: regulation of dephosphorylation; regulation of signal transduction. Gene Ontology annotation, cellular component: cytosol. The transcript is spliced from 3 exons. The coding region runs from base 1 to 1056 and encodes 351 amino acids. The record is from RefSeq and is a predicted model, not a curated record.
AUGGACAUACAAACCCUCAGCUCUCUCUUCUCUCGCGCGAAAUCCCACAAAAAAGCUCUGGACACAGCAUCUUCAGAAUCUAUAAUCCAGCUUAGUGACGUUAUCGCGGAGUUCGAAGAAUGUCAACGCCGCAUUGCGCAUCUGUCCCUAUUCAGUGGCAAUGAGUCGCUAGAGGACAUCACCACUGGAGACCUACAGUACCUCACAGUUGAUUACAUCCUAGCCGAUCUCCUUCAAAAAUCGUACAGUGCAGAUCGUAUUAAGAGCUUGCAGCGCUCACGGGACGAAUACGAAAAGUAUCUGGAGUGUUUAGAUCAGUAUGGCCUACUCUCCCCGAACGAUAAGAGGCUUCAUGAAAGUUACACGGAUAAUCCGGCCUCCUUUACCCUGGCACCUUUGAACGAUGCAGCAAAGCGAAGGGAUAUUAAGGUAUCAAGAUUUAGAGAGGAGAAGGAGUUGAAACAACGGCUAGAGCAUCUUUCGCAAAACCAAAACGGCAUGCAACACGACGAAGAUUUAGUUCGACAAUUGUAUCUAGCUGAGAUUAAGCUCUAUACACAUCAGACAUUCCAGGCCCUAGACAUGCUAUCCCAAGAACUAUCUAUGCUCACAGGCGCCCAAAGUGCACGCCCCUCUGCUCAUCCCGUUUACGAUCAUGAUGCAAGGAAACGUGACCGAAGCGAUAAGUCUGGCUUUCCCGAGCGUUUGGAUGUAGGGCUCGGACAAAAUACUCGUGGGGGCGGAACAGGGCCACUCCUAAGCAAGAGCGGGGUACCACUACAACCAUUUGUCCUCACAAGCAAGCGAACGGAACUUCAAAAGGGGGUCUUCCGACCCGGUCAUAGCCUCCCGACUAUGUCUAUUGAUGAAUAUCUAGAGGAGGAGAGGAGGCGAGGGGGUAUUAUUGAAGGGGGUGGCGAGCAGUCUGGCCAGCCGAAGGAAAUUGACGAAGAUGACUUGGAAAAAGCUGACGAAGAAACCAUGAAAGCAAGAGCGUGGGAUGAGUUCACGGAAGAUAAUCCACGAGGAUCAGGUAACACUCUAAACAGGGGCUAA